Selaginella moellendorffii is the source of this 1525-nucleotide messenger RNA. Its product is annotated as F-box protein PP2-A15. The record is from RefSeq and is a predicted model, not a curated record. NCBI's taxonomy places the organism in Eukaryota, Viridiplantae, Streptophyta, Lycopodiopsida, Selaginellales, Selaginellaceae. The transcript is spliced from 6 exons. Bases 1 to 1437 code for a protein of 478 amino acids. Gene Ontology annotation, molecular function: protein binding.
AUGCCAGCUUACACUUUUGGCAAUAGACUUGAUUAUUGCACGUGCAGAUCAAAGGUAAAAUCCAUCUGCUGGGAGGAUCUCUGUCCAUGGAGAGCAAAAGAUGCCUGGAGAGGUAGGGCUGCUUUUGAAGCACUGCUAGGAGGGAAGUACUUGGAGCUUUCAGGCACCACAUUUGCUGCUUAUAAGGGAUCCAUGGAACAUAGCGAUGCAACUACAUUGGGACAGCUUUCAGUUUGUGAGAACCAAACAAAGAAUGAAUGUUCUGGAGCAAUGAAUGUGAAGGUUUUGAAUCUUGGGCUGGAAGGACCUUCAGCAACAACCAUGACUCUACCAGUCAUGUAUAUUUCAAAGUCUGAAUUUGAAGAUGGAAUGGACAGUCUAAAUGCAUUCCUUGACCUACUUGUGAAGGAGUUAAUUAAGUUGUUUGUCAAGGGUGUGGAAGUGGAAGAGGAUUUCUCGCUGGGUGACCUCCCCGCGGGCUGCCUGGCUGGGAUUCUGGGAUGGCUUUCGCCUCGCGAUGUCGGGAGGCUGGCGCUUGUCAACAAGACGUUCCUGGAGGCGUCGCGAUCGGACGCUGUAUGGAGGCGAAUGCUACCGCCGCACUGGAAGGAAGUGGUGCGCGAUGGCGCCGGGAGCGCGAUGGAUGUCUACGAGAGGCUCUCCGUGGGGGUGUUCGUGGAGGAGGAGAAGGACAAGCCAAAGAUCUAUUGGAUUGAUCGGCCGACAGGUGGCGUGUGCAACAUGAUCUCGGCGCGAGCUCUCCGGAUCGUCUGGGGCGACGACGGCCGCUACUGGGACUGGAGAUCCAUGAACGGAUCCAGGUUUGACGAGGUGGCCUUCUUGCGGGACGUGUGCUGGCUCGAGAUUCGUGGCAGCUUCAGCGGCUACCUCAAGCUGGGGAGCUACCGCGUCUCGUUUCGCUUGCAGCUCCUGGAGAGCCACGCGCGCCGGCGUGGCCGCGGGGGCGACUGGCACGACGACGCUUACGGCUGGGAGGCCCAGCCCGUGAUCUUCUCGCUGUCGGCCCCACCCUCCUCCACGCGUGAGCGGCGCCGCUACUUGGCCUCCGCCAGGCAGCUCCAUCGCGGCGGGCAAAGCGGGAUCGACGCGGCCGACUUGGCGGCGGCCAGAGUGGUGGAGGACGGGUGGAUGGAGUACGACGCCGGGGAGUUUUGCGUCGAGGACGAGGACUUCCCCGUGGCGCUCGAGUUCUCGCUGGUGGAGAUCCGCGGAGGGAACUGGAAGAGUGGGCUCUACGUCGACGGUGUGGUGAUCAAGCCGACGUUCCUGGUCGACGAUACCGUGGAUCCUGUUGAUCAUACCAGCGGCGCCACUCCCGCCACUAGCGAAGCCCACGACGCCAUUUCUUCGAGCGACGAGGACGACGCCACUUCUUCGAGCGACGAGGACGAGCGCCCUCGCUGGUGGUUCCCUUGAAAGCUUUUCGGCAUAUGCCCAGGAGGUGCGAUUCCCCCGAAUAUGCGUCAUUUGAAUUUGAAUAUCUGGAAAGGAAUUUCUUUUGGGA